Molecule: messenger RNA, 895 nt
Organism: Chara braunii
Lineage: Eukaryota; Viridiplantae; Streptophyta; Charophyceae; Charales; Characeae
Source: the annotation of a GenBank genome assembly
GAGCACCGCGCUUGGGUCGCAUACGUGGAGUUGUUGAUCAUCCAAGCUUGGAGGAUGGGGGGGGAAAGAGACCUCCUCAGAUUUUUAUUCGGAUCGGUGCGGCCCGGCCAUCGACAGCAGAUCGUACAAGAGCUCACAAUUCCCCUCGUGCAGCUGGCCGAUGAUCUCCCUCUCGAUAUCGUUUCGCAGUGUGACGAGAGCCCGGUCCCGCACGUCCUAUCACGAACUCUGACACCCUACCUGCAGUGGUCGGCUUGCCUCGAGGAGCUAGCAGGUAACAACAACCCGCCAUCGCAACAACCAUACCUGGACCCCCAGGGGAUAAUCGACAUCGCCUUCUUUCAGCCUCAAACUCCCUCCGAGGACGAAGCGAUAACACUAGAGGAGGAGGAGGAAGAGGACGAAGAGGCAGGCGACGAGGAAGAAGAAGAGGAAACCCCGGAAGAAGGAAGUUACAGCGAGCACAGCGAGGGAGAACAGAGCGACGAAGAGGAAGAAGAAAAAGAAGAUCAGUUGGAGGAAGAGGAGGAGUCUGAGUGGGAGACUUUAGGUGAAGAGACGGAUCGCGCAGAGCCUCAUGAGGAGGAUCCCGAGGCAGUGCGAAGAAGAGAAGAGAUCGCAGUAGGGAAGCAGCCGCUGGAGUUCGCCAGUGGAGUGGAUUUGCCGAUCCCGAACGACCCAGCCAAGGAUCCCGAGCCACCCAAGAACGACGAUGGGGACCUUGCUACCGAGACUUCGAGCGCACCGGCCCGAUGGCGACGAAGCCAAUCCCCCUCCCCCUCCACCUCAACCCGUCCACCAGUUCGAGCUCGUACCGAUGCGGGGCAUCGGGCUUCGUCCCUGGUCCUUAUCUCGUCGUCCCCUUGACCACCCCACCCUCUGCCAGAUCACAACC